AUGGAGGGGAGGGAGGAGCGCCAGGACAACGCACGUGACAUGCGCAAUACCCUUGCCUCACAAACCGCAACAAACAACCUGGAAAGAGAAUGCACGCGGCCGUUCAUAAGAAACUGGCGAGUGGUAUCGAUUAUGAGACCUAAUUUGUUCAAGUUGCAGUUGCAGACUGUGGUCGAUCUUCUACACCAUCUGCGACCUGCAUCCGGUAAAGAGGGGAAGGAUGUAGUUGCCGAUAUCAAUGUUAUUGGUGCUGGAUCGGUGCUGGACCUACAGCUAGACCGUGUCGAGGCCGUCGAGUACCUUGCGCUAGAAGAUGGAUACGCUGGGUUGCUGUUUGAAAGGAUGUACCUGCGCGUCGUGGCAGUGAACGAGUUCUGGUCUGCACUUACAAGCUCGAGGAUCUAUUCGCUGUCUUCUACGAUGAGGCGAGUAAGACUUCCAGAAUCAGUACCCUUGGUAAUCCCAUCUUCGGCCGCUGUCGUGUAG
Pyrenophora tritici-repentis Pt-1C-BFP is the source of this 486-nucleotide messenger RNA. Lineage: Eukaryota; Fungi; Ascomycota; Dothideomycetes; Pleosporales; Pleosporaceae. The record is from RefSeq and is a predicted model, not a curated record.